Molecule: messenger RNA, 546 nt
Organism: Paecilomyces variotii
Lineage: Eukaryota; Fungi; Ascomycota; Eurotiomycetes; Eurotiales; Thermoascaceae
Product: ADP-ribosylation factor family protein
Exons: 6
Coding region: 1-546 (181 amino acids)
Biological process (GO): protein folding
Cellular component (GO): cytoplasm; microtubule cytoskeleton
Molecular function (GO): GTP binding; GTPase activity
Source: RefSeq, a predicted model, not a curated record
AUGUUAUCUAUACUUCGGAAGGCGCGACUAAAGGACAAGGAGAUGAGAAUAUUGAUGCUUGGUUUGGAUAAUGCGGGUAAAACGACCAUUGUGAAAAAGAUCAUGAAUGAGGAUGUGACGACUGUGAGCCCAACCCUGGGGUUUAUCAUCAAGACCAUUGAUUUUCAAGGAUAUAAACUCAAUAUAUGGGAUGUUGGAGGCCAAAAGACCCUCCGAUCGUACUGGAGGAAUUAUUUCGAAAAGACUGACGCCUUGAUCUGGGUCGUAGACGCGACAGAUCGCCUCCGUAUCGACGAUUGUCGCGACGAACUGGCUGGCCUGCUUCUCGAAGAGCGUCUGAUGGGAGCCAGUCUCCUGGUUUUCUUGAACAAGACAGAUGUUGCGGGCUGUAUGACUGAGGAGGAUAUUCGUGAGGGACUUCAAUUAGAUGCGAUCAAGACCCACAAAUGGACGAUCCUGCCGUGCAGCGCGAUGACCGGGGUGAAUCUGAACGAGGGCCUGGAAUGGGUGGUACAGGAUGCAAAAGACCGAUUGUUCCUCUAUUGA